AUGAUCCCUGUCAAGGUUAUCAAACUAAUCGAAGCCUACUGUAGAAGCUACAUUUGGUCUGGUGGGAAUGUUAUCACCAAGAGAGCAUUAGUAGCAUGGGAGAGAUUAUGCAUUCCAAAGUCAGCUGGUGGGCUGAAUCUCAACAACUUAAGCUUGUGGAAUGAGGCUGCUAUAACAAAGACAUGUUGGGAUCUUGCUCACAAACAAGAUAAGUUGUGGAUUAAAUGGGUCCACACUUACAAUAUCAAAUCUCAACCUUUCAUGGAUACACCACUGCCAAAGCAGGCGUGCUGGGUUAUUAGGAAAAUUUUGGAAGCUAGACCUCAAUUAACACUGGUACCAUUGCAUCCCAAACCAGCCUGGAGGUUAGAGAUAGAUAGCAGAUUACUUACAUGGCUGCAGGGCCAGCCCCUUAGAGUACACGACUGGAACCAACAUUACCAAUGGGUACUUAAGAAUGCUCAAGGGAAAUCCAAAGAAGCUCAACUAUUCAAACUAGUUUAUGCUGAGUGUGUGCAUGGCAUAUGGAUGGAGCGAAACCUCAGAAUUUUCGAACAUACAAGCAACAGUAUAGAGAAUAUUGCUAGAAAAGUAUUUCGGCAAAUGGCUGCAAGGAGACCAGGGAAUUAUAAACCAAGAAUUUGGGAAGACGAUUUUGUGCAAUCACAAACUAGUGUUUAUAUGGGAGAAGAAUACUCAAAGCAAGCUGCAAAGCUCAAAGAAAAUGUGAGGAUGAUGCUUAAUGAAAAAGAUAUGAGACUAUUAGAUCAACUCGAUCUUGUUGCUACUUUACAAAGACUUGGCAUUCACUAUCACUUUGAGGUUGAGGAUUACACUGGGUUGAUACUGUUGUUGUAUACUCCUAAGUACCAAAUCAAGGAUACUGAUAUAUUGGCAGCAUUUCGACUGACUCCUCAACCUAGAGUUCCACAUGAAGAAGCUGGGAUCGCGUUAGCUGUCAAAUCUUCUACUCAUACUUUUUUCUUCUUUAUUGUAGAGGUAUUUAGUACAUUUAUGGAUGAGGAAGGAAAGUUCAAGAAAAUCCUUUGCAUGGACAUAAAGGGGGUGCUUAGUUUGUAUGAAGCUUCAUACCUUUCCAUUGAAGAUGAAAGCAUUAUGGACAUGGCUCAAGAGUUCUCCAUUCAUUUUCUGAAGAAAUAUCUUAAGCAAAAAGUGGAUGAUGAGAAUAUUCUAGUUAAACAAGUGAGCCAUGCCUUGGAAAUGCCACUGCAUUGGAGGAUGCAGAGACUAGAGGCAAGAUGGUUCAUAGAUAAUGUAUAUGAAGAAACAGGGUGUUUUAACCCCAUCCUGCUUGAGCUCGCUAAGUUGGAUUUCAACAUGGUCCAAGCUUUGUAUUUGGAUGAACUGAAACAUCUUUCAAGGUGGCACAAAAAUAUAAAUCUCGCAGAGAUGAUGGGGUUUACAAGGGAUAGAUUGGUGGAAUGUUUUUUAUGGAGUGUGGGGUUCUCUUUUGAACCAAAGUUUUGGUACUGUCGAAAAUGGUCAACAAAACUUGCUGAAUUAAUUACAACCAUUGAUGACAUGUAUGAGCUUCAUGGUACCUUGGACGAACUUGCCAUAUUCACUGACAUGGUUGACAGAUGGGAUAUCAAUGCAAUGGAGCAGCUACCAAGCAGCAUCAAGAUGUGUUUUUUAGCUCUUUUUAAUUCUAUCAACGAGUUGGCCUAUGACAUUCUAAAAGAACAAAAUACUAAUAUCCUCCCUUACUUGAGAAAAUCGUGGAUAGAACUUUGUAAAACUUAUUUGGUGGAUGCAAAGUGGUAUUAUGAUCAACACACCCCAAGUUUUCAUGAGUUUUUGGACCAUGCUUGGGUUUCAAUUUCUGGUCCUUUGUUAAUAAAGCAUGCCUACAUUUGUACCAUGGAUCCUAUAAAAAAAGAUGACUUGGAUCUUCUUGAACAAAACUCCCCUUUAGUUCAAUGGCCAUCACUCAUUGGUCGUCUUGCUGAUGACUUGGCAACUUCUCCAGAUGAAAUAGAGAGAGGUGAUGCUCCAAAAUCAAUCCAAUGUUACAUGAUGGAAACAGGAAAUUCAGAAGAAAAUGCUCGAGUUUAUUUGAGGGAUUUAAUUGGACAAACAUGGAAGAAAAUGAACAAAGAAGUACUAAUGGAUCGAACUACGUCUUUCUCCAAAGAUUUUGUUAGAACUGCAAUGAAUUUUGCUAGGAUUUCACAGUACAUGUACCAAUAUGGAGAUGGCUAUGGUAGACCAGAUGGAGAGACAAAGAGGCGCAUAUUAUCCUUAUUUUUUGAACCAAUUCCUCUGUGA
Molecule: messenger RNA, 2289 nt
Organism: Lycium ferocissimum
Lineage: Eukaryota; Viridiplantae; Streptophyta; Magnoliopsida; Solanales; Solanaceae
Product: terpene synthase 10-like
Exons: 10
Coding region: 1-2289 (762 amino acids)
Biological process (GO): carbon fixation; diterpenoid biosynthetic process
Molecular function (GO): terpene synthase activity; magnesium ion binding; ribulose-bisphosphate carboxylase activity
Source: RefSeq, a predicted model, not a curated record